UGUUUGUGUUUGACGUUUAGGCGUCGCGAUAGUUUACCGAUUGUAUUUCGCUAUUAAUAUUUUAACCAAUAACUAACUCAAGAAACAACUCUAAAAUACCCUAAUCCUAUCCAAGUUACUCAAUUUUCAUAUAAUUUUUUUUAUUUUCAUCAACUUUAUAAAUAUAACCUAAAAAUGUCUGACGAUGAGGAUGUGGUAUUGGUAAAAAAGAGCAAGCAAGUCCACUAUGGAUCCUUGGAGGAACAGGAGAAGGCUCGGCUGGCGGCACUGGCGGCUGCAGCCAGAGAAGGAACGGAGGAUAAUGGCGGGAAAGAACUUGGAGACAUACAAAUUUCAAAUGAAUACAUGGAGCUUGAAGAAGAGAUGUCUCGUGACAAAAAAGCACUGCUCGAAGAAUUCGAGCGGAGACGCAAAGCUCGGCAGCUGAAUGUGUCUACUGACGAUGAUGAGGUACGCAGAAGUCUUCGUCAGCUCGGUGAGCCGGUGUGCCUCUUCGGUGAGGGUCCGGCAGAGAGGAGAGUUCGCUUGAGGGACUUGCUUAGUUACCUCGGCGAAGAUGCAAUCCACAAGAAAAUGGAAGAGGAGGAGGCCCGUAUAGAGAGGGACAGAGGUCGCGAGGGCACGUGGUACCACGAAGGACCUCCGGAGUUGAGGGACGCGAGGCUGUGGAUCGCUCGGUAUAGCUUGCCGAGGGCCAAACAGAGGCUUACUAAAGCCCGUGAGGACCUGCAACUGGCCGGAAGCGUGAGGGCAGCAGCGAAACAGGACUCCCAGAGAAAGGCCUCCGCCAUCUCCAUAUAUUGCAGCCAGAUAGGCGACACUCGGCCAAUCAGCUUUUGCAGAUUCAGUAGUGACAGCCAAAUGCUGAUAACUUCAAGUUGGUCAGGACUCAGCAAAGUCUGGUCAGUACCGGACUGCACGCCGCUGCAAGUCCUCAAAGGCCACUCUUGCAACGUCAGCAGCGCUGUGUUUCACCCGCAGGCCGCGCUGCCUAACCACUUUAGAGAUAAGGUACGUAUAAAGAACACCAAAGAAGGCACAUCAGAUACGCCUGAAGCGAUGGAAGCCGACGAAAAGUCUGCCGCGUGCACCAUGGCGUCCUGCGCCUAUGACGGGACCGUGUAUCUGUGGAACUUCAGCAGCGAAGCCCCGAUGGCGUCUCUAGACGGGCACGGCCCAUCCCGCGUGUCCCGCGCGGAAUUUCACCCUUCGGGACGAUUCCUGGCCACUACAGUUUUUGACCACUCCUGGCGGCUAUGGGAUUUGGAGACCGCAACUGAAGUUUUGCAUCAAGAGGGACACGCAAAACCUGUGUACAGUGUCGCCUUCCAAAUUGACGGCUCCCUCGCUGUGACUGGUGGCAUGGACGCGUUCGGUCGCGUCUGGGAUCUCCGCACGGGGCGCUGCGUGAUGUUCCUGGAGGGGCACCUGGGGCCCGUGCUGGGCGCCGACUGGGCCCCCGCCGGCCACCAGCUCGCCACCGCCGCCGCCGACCACCAGACUAAAAUCUGGGACCUCAGACGGAGAGCGAUACUGUACACCAUACCAGCGCACACGCAUCUAGUCAGCGAUGUAAGGUACCAACGCAGCCACGGUCAUUUCUUACUGACGUCAUCGUACGACAAGUCGGCGAAGCUCUGGUCCAACCCAGCCUGGCAUCCGCUCAGGACCUUAUCAGGACACGAUAAUAAGGUGAUGAGCGCUGACAUAUCAUACGACAACAAAUACAUAGCCACAUGUUCUUUCGAUAGGACGUUCAAGCUAUGGGCUCCGGACUUAUCUUAGAACCAAUAAACAUCUAAAUACAUUCACUGUGUGUAAUACAACUCGGUUAACUGCGCAUCUGGCAGCCGUGACGUCACAUCGCCGCUCUGUGGCCUAAUUCACGUAUUUUGACACUCAAGUUCUCGCCGACGUUCAGAAGUCGUCCCAUUGAAAAACAGUUCUAAAUCCGUAUUCACAAGGGUCAUUUCGAUAGAACGAUUACUCGAUAGGAUCGCAACUCAGUGUUUUGUUGUCGUUGAAGUUUUGUUACGUGAAUAAAGCUACAGGUUGCAUUUGCCUUUUAUUCAUACCAAUGUUAAUGUAUUAAGAAAUUGUAAAUGUAUUGACAGGUUAGUUUGUAAGUUUCUUAAUAAAAAUGUAAAAUAAGA
This is a messenger RNA of Ostrinia nubilalis (European corn borer), 2153 nucleotides long. RefSeq names its product U4/U6 small nuclear ribonucleoprotein Prp4 (gene U4-U6-60K). The transcript has 14 exons. The coding region runs from base 175 to 1785 and encodes 536 amino acids. Gene Ontology annotation, biological process: mRNA splicing, via spliceosome. The record is from RefSeq and is a predicted model, not a curated record. Gene Ontology annotation, molecular function: U4 snRNA binding; U6 snRNA binding; protein binding. Lineage: Eukaryota; Metazoa; Arthropoda; Insecta; Lepidoptera; Crambidae. Gene Ontology annotation, cellular component: U4/U6 x U5 tri-snRNP complex.